Bombus impatiens (common eastern bumble bee) is the source of this 1554-nucleotide messenger RNA. RefSeq names its product transmembrane protein 68. Lineage: Eukaryota; Metazoa; Arthropoda; Insecta; Hymenoptera; Apidae. The coding region runs from base 521 to 1381 and encodes 286 amino acids. Gene Ontology annotation, cellular component: membrane. The record is from RefSeq and is a predicted model, not a curated record. The transcript is spliced from 6 exons. Gene Ontology annotation, molecular function: acyltransferase activity.
UAUGUACUAAUACGUACAUAUUGAUAACUAUCUAUUUAUUGAAUUUGUAAUUGUUUACCUUCAGUAUUUAACAAGAAAAUUAAUUCUUAAAUUUGAACAAACAACAUGCAUAAUUCUUAUAAGAUUGUAGAAAGAAUAGUUAAAAUUAUUUAUAAAUUAUGCAAACUGCAAUAAAUGUUCUGUGAAAAUGCAUUACGUGAACAAUCCAUAUUAAAAUAUUUAUGAAUGAUACUAACAAUUAAGAACAAGUCAUUUAGGAAUAUAAAUGAGUAGUGUGAGGAAAACGAAAGCAAAAUUUGCAGACUGUUGUUUAAUAUAUUGCCAACAGUGAAUAGAAUAUGUGGAUAUUUGAUAAAGAAGUAUCAGAUUUUUUAUAAUUAUAGAUUUACUAUUGUUUUUGUUUUUCCCGUAAUCUAAACAUGUUUUCCGUAAUAUUUAACCUACAGAAAAUUUUAGAAGAUACUAUAGGUAAAAGUUUGAAUAUAUCGACGUGGACUUUACAUUAUGGUUGUGGCUUUUGAUGCCACUUUUGUUAACAUUUUUACUUCCACUUCUGAUUGGGAUAUUAUUAUAUUUAACUGCAUUAAUAUUGUAUAUAUAUAAGUUACACAGAGUUAGAUUAAGAAAUGCAUAUGAAACAGACUGGAGAAAUGCUGCACGCAAUGUAGUAGCUGCAGUUUGGGAUGCCCAUGGCUGGAUUUGGUAUGGAUAUGAAGUAGUUGGACUUCAAAAUAUACCACAAAAUGAACCAGUACUUUUUGUAUACUAUCAUGGAGCUAUACCUGUAGACCUUUAUUACUUUAUAUCUAAAAUAUUACUUUUAAAUUCGAAGCUAAUUCAUACAGUAGCAGAUAGAUUUCUUUUCAAAUGCCCCGGGUGGUCUAUAAUUUCUGAUGUAUUAAAAGUAAUACCUGGUACAAUCCAAACAUGUUCUACUAUUUUGAAAGAAGGUAAUAUGCUUGCAAUCUCACCUGGUGGCGUAUAUGAAGCUCAGUUUGGAGAUUCUUAUUAUCAAUUAAUGUGGAAAAAGCGAGUGGGUUUUGCAAAGGUUGCAUUGGAUGCUAAAGUGUGUAUAAUACCUUUAUUUACGAAGAAUAUUAGAGAAGCAUUUAGAACGAUAAGUUGGGGUAGGAGAAUGUGGUUGAGAAUAUAUGCUGCCACCAGAUUUCCUUUUGUACCUAUCUAUGGUGGUUUUCCUGUAAAGUUGACAACAUAUGUUGGUAAACCAAUUCUGUAUGAUGGGAAUCUAACACCAGAAGAAUUACAAAUGAAGGUUGCUGAUGCACUCAACAAUUUAAUAAAUCAACAUCAAAGAAUACCAGGAAGUAUAUCAUUAGCUUUGUUAGAAAGAAUAUAUGUUGCAGAGAAAGAAGAAUCAUAAGUUUUAGCAUUUACUCAAGUAUUAUAAUAUUGCAUCUUACAUAUGCGAUAGAAGAAAUGUUUGAAGAUGUUAUACUAUUUUGGACUAUUUAUACUUAUAAUUUAUGGUGCUGAUUAUUUAAUAAUUCUUAGUAAUGAUAAAUUCCAUUAAAUUUAAGGUUAAUUUUGCCACUA